Molecule: messenger RNA, 2227 nt
Organism: Selaginella moellendorffii
Lineage: Eukaryota; Viridiplantae; Streptophyta; Lycopodiopsida; Selaginellales; Selaginellaceae
Product: glutamic acid-rich protein-like
Exons: 3
Coding region: 267-1364 (365 amino acids)
Biological process (GO): regulation of DNA-templated transcription
Molecular function (GO): zinc ion binding; sequence-specific DNA binding
Source: RefSeq, a predicted model, not a curated record
CAACACGGACAUAGCUCCUCCCUGUGGGUUUUUGGCGACGGCACACACAGCGCUGGGUUUUCUAGGUCAUCCCCUUUCUCGAAGCGCCAAGAUUUCUUUCUCCAGCGACGACGCCUAGCUCCAGCUUCCUAGCUCACUCGCAAGCGAGCGAUUCUUUUCUCCCCGCGCCGCCGCGCUAUCGGGAAUCGGUGGCAUCGCAGCGAAAUUUCGAGCGGCUUCUCCGCCACACGGCGCCUUGACAACGGGUUUCUUCUUGGGCGAGCUUAAUGGAGGAGGCCGAUUGCUGCUUGGACUCGUUUGGAAUCGAGGAGCUGCUGGAUUUCUCGCAGGACGGCCUCGCGGGUCCGAUAUGCGAUCUCGAGGACAGCAGCAAGAACAGCGAUUCUAGCGGGCUGUCUUCGCUCAUCGACAGCCGGAGUUUUUGCGCUCCGGAGCUGGGAUGGUUCGAUUUCGGGAAUGCAAAGGUGUUGCUGGGCUCGUCGGCCCGGGAGGAGGAAAAGAACCGGAUACGAGCGCAGCAGCAGCAGCAGCAGGAGCAGGAAGAGCAGCUAUACAUGAUGAGCCCGGUGUCUGUGCUGGAGAGCUGCGCGACAUCGGAGAGGUCAGCCAUGGUUUCAAUCUCCUCGGUCCACGCCGGCGGCGAUGUGAAGAACGUGUUUUCGAGCACGGGGAGGAGCAAGAGGGGGCGGACCAUAACGCCCACAAAGACCAGCUACACAGCGAGCACGGACGAUGAAGAGCAGGAGGACGUAGAGGACGACGACGACGACGACGACGACGCAGAUGUGGAGCUCGAGGAGGAGGAAUAUGAGGUGGACGAAGAGGAGGAAGAUGAGGAAGAGGAAGAGGAGGAAGAAGAGGAGGACGAGCACUCAGAGACUCACGAGUCGGACUGUGCUCUGUCGACGGAGAGCGAGGUGGCGACGGAGGAUCAGGACGACGAUGGCCUGAUCAGGCUCCCGGCCGCGAAGAGGCAAUGCAAAGAUGCCCAGCAGCGACAAAACCAGGGGGUGGCUCAACGUCAUCAAAGCUAUCACCACCAGCAGCAGCAGCAGUCCGGUGAUGGCCUGCCAGAGAUGCCAUCGAGGAAGUGCAGCCACUGCCAGACGCAGAAAACUCCACAGUGGCGAGCCGGUCCGUUGGGACCCAAGACGCUGUGCAACGCGUGCGGUGUCCGGUUUAAGUCGGGCCGGCUGCUGCCCGAGUACCGGCCCGCGGGGAGCCCGAGCUUCGUGUCGGACAAGCACUCCAACUCGCACAGGAAGGUGCUAGAGAUGCGGCGGCAGCGGGAGAUGGUGGUGAUGAAGCAUCUCAAGGAGGAGGCCGAGGGGGAGAUUGCCGAGGAGGAGGUGCUUAUCGCCUGAAUCCCCAUCGACCGAUCGAUCAUCCAUCAUCCAUCGAUGGCGAGUCGAGGUUAGGCCUAUUUAACUUCUUCUUUCCUUCCUUCGCUCCUUCCUUUCGUUUGAUCCUUUCUUCUCCGGGAGGACUGAGAGAUCAGGCAGAGAAUUCGUAUUCUUUACGGGAAGUUGCUAGAGUGGCGGUUCUCUACUUAAUUCUUUUCUUCUUCGUCUUCGUUUCUUCUUCGUCGUUUCCAUUCUACUGGUUUCGCUGCUUGUUCUUUGCUACAUUUUCCAGAGAACGAGUCUUUAGCUAGAGUGAUUAACAACGUCUUAGUUGUUUGGAGGGGGGGGGGGGAUCAAAUUCUUUCUUUGUUCUUCAUUGGGGGGUCGGUUUUAAGUUUUGCUUUUAGGUAGUACUACUUUGCUUUGCAAUUUUUUCUGCUACUUUUUUGAGAGAGGGAGAAGAGUCUUGGUGGAUCCAUGCCUUCGAUUCCAGCAGUUUGACGAAGCAAGAGGCUUGUAUUUUGUGCCCAUGUACUUAAGAAUCACUUGUGGAGGGCCAAAUCCACUUUAAAGAAGGAAUUUACGCGAGAGAUUGUUUGGUCUUCCACGAGAAGAUCCGUGCGCGUAGCAGAGGAGGCCAUGGGGUUUUCGUGAGCGGUACGGACGGGAAUUCGAAUUUGAAUUCAAAUUCAAACCGUCGGGGCGGGAAAAGCGUUGUCCAUUCCGGGGGCCGCAUCGUUUUGGGAGAGAGAGAGAUGUGCAGCAUAUAUAUUCGUUGGGAUGGGAUUGGAUUGAUCCGUCAAAACAACAAGUGUGCUUUGAUGUGUGAAUGUGUGGUUUGUGGGUCCACUCCACUGCUGAAGAAAGAGUUUGUGGUUGAUGCC